AGCAAGAGCAGAACAUAAUACUAGUUGUCUUUUACCCCGCAGUACCCCCCCUCCAUCAUCGGAUAUAUCCAUACUUACCAGUAUAAAUACCCCUCUAUCUCCCUCUCCCCUCCACCCCCAUACCAACCUCCCUCCUAGCAUUAUCUCAUACACACAUUAUCAUAGACACUGAAAUUAACAAACAAAAAAAUCAGUGUUCCCCCGAAGAACCUUCACCACCUUCACCCGCAAAAUGGCCCCUAUCGAACGCAUCACGCUCUUCAAGAUCCCUAAUGACGCGGACCGCGAUCGCGUCUUAGAGCAGUAUAAGGUUUUGGCUAAGACCGCUGUUAAGGACGGAAAACCCUACAUCCUCAGCUCGGCCGCGGGAGCCUCCAUCCCCGAUGAGCGCAACCAGGGCUGGAAUCUGUCUGUGAAGACGACGUUCGCGUCCCUGGAGGAUAUGGUCUACUAUGAUGAGCAGUGUGAGGCGCAUAAGGCGUUGAAGGCGGUUGUGGGACCUGUUAGGACAGAUAAGUUGACGACGUUUUUUGAGAGUGUGUUGUAGAUAUUCAUAUUUCCAUUAUAAUGUUAUGUGUUUAUGGAUAGAUGAUAAUGGUCAAUGGUUUGUUUCAUGGUAUACAUCUAUUG
Aspergillus neoniger CBS 115656 is the source of this 630-nucleotide messenger RNA. Its product is annotated as Dabb family protein. Bases 233 to 547 code for a protein of 104 amino acids. The record is from RefSeq and is a predicted model, not a curated record. NCBI's taxonomy places the organism in Eukaryota, Fungi, Ascomycota, Eurotiomycetes, Eurotiales, Aspergillaceae. The transcript is spliced from 2 exons.